AAAAGCCGCAAUUGAAUUUAUGAUCAAAGGAUUAAAUAGUUUGAACAUUGAGGAGAACCUCAGCAGGUUGCCUUUGCUUAGCAACGGUUCCCAUGAUGACAACAGCAACCAUUACAAGCAACAAUACCAGACUACAGGAUCUGAUGAUUCCAACCCCACCGAGUCGCUUUUUCUGAGCGUUAGUCCCGAUGCUGCUGACACUGACCAAGACGAGCUGGGUAAUGUAACAAGGAUAGUGUUUCAGGGCUCUGUGGAUUCCGAUCCGAGUGUGUCUCCUUUACCUUGCUUUAGUACCCAUGCUGAUACUGACGAUGAUGUGCUAGACAGUGCGGGAUCUGAUGACUCCAACCUCAGUGACUCGCUUUUACCAAGCACUAGUCCGCGCAUUAGCACCAACUAUGAUGAACGGGGCAAUCUGGCAAGUGAAGUGGGCCCUUCUGGUUCAAAUCCUAGUGAGUCUCUAGCAAUUAACAUCGGUUUGCAGGAUGAACGUAAUGAUUUUGGCCAGCCACGUCACAGGACAAGGGUAACUGCCUUAGAGUUGACCUUUAUGCUCGUUGGUUUCAACCUAGAAAUGUUGUCAGCCGGUUUCGAUCAGGUUUCCUCCACAAGUAAGCCUUGUUAUGCACUGAUCAGUUUGCUGUUGGCCAUUGCCGCUGUGCUUACUUGCAUCUGGGAGCUCAUUUAUAAUGGUAUAAAGGACAGAAAUGCAUCUCCGAAUAGCACAGUUUUUGGUGCGUUGCCUGACAUUUUCGGAUUUGGACUUGCCAUGAUUCAAUGUGUUUGCUCGGCAGUGCAGUAUUAUUUCCUCCAUCAUCGUGAGAGUAAUCCAAUGAAACUGUCCCCUGUGCCUCUCUUUUUCUUCACCUGUUUGGUGGUUUUGAAAUUAAAAGGGAACUAG
Molecule: messenger RNA, 901 nt
Organism: Prunus avium (sweet cherry)
Lineage: Eukaryota; Viridiplantae; Streptophyta; Magnoliopsida; Rosales; Rosaceae
Source: RefSeq, a predicted model, not a curated record